AUGUGGAAGUUCAUCAUAAUCACUGCCAUAGUCUAUCAAUUAUCAGCAUACGCUGCUGUAAUUGUACCAACUCAAGAAGUGGCCCUUAACUGUGUAAAAGAAUCAGGAACUGACGAAUAUUUGAUAUUUUUUGACUGUUUCUUGAUGGAAGUUAAAUCAUCAAAAGAUCAAGUUUAUGUCACUUCAACUGAUUUGGAUACCAACAGCAUAGAAGCACACAUAACGGUUGUCAGAUUGCAAAUAUCCGGAAAUGUCAAUUAUCCUGAAUAUUUCCCAAAGAAUCUCGCCAAGACAGUCCACGGGAUUACAAAUUUUUUCUACAAAAAGACACCAUUGAGGUUCAUUAAGCGUGAAGACUUCAAGGACAUGCCAUCAAAAUUGACAAUGCUAAGCUUAGAAGAUAAUGAGAUUGAGGACAUUCCGUUCGGUGCUUUUUAUGACUUACAAAAUCUUAAAUAUUUGGAUAUAAGUGGCAAUAACUUAAAGGAACUGGAUCCAAAUUUGUUCACAAAAUCACCACUUUUUGACUCGUUGUUAGCCAAGUCCAAUGACUGA
Molecule: messenger RNA, 555 nt
Organism: Chironomus riparius
Lineage: Eukaryota; Metazoa; Arthropoda; Insecta; Diptera; Chironomidae
Source: the annotation of a GenBank genome assembly